This is a messenger RNA of Chroicocephalus ridibundus (black-headed gull), 1219 nucleotides long. RefSeq names its product ribonuclease P/MRP subunit p14 (gene RPP14). The record is from RefSeq and is a predicted model, not a curated record. NCBI's taxonomy places the organism in Eukaryota, Metazoa, Chordata, Aves, Charadriiformes, Laridae. Gene Ontology annotation, molecular function: ribonuclease P RNA binding; ribonuclease P activity. Bases 756 to 1139 code for a protein of 127 amino acids. Gene Ontology annotation, biological process: tRNA 5'-leader removal. The transcript is spliced from 5 exons. Gene Ontology annotation, cellular component: nucleolus; multimeric ribonuclease P complex.
UAAAGAAGUAAGAUUCUGUAAAGUUCUUAUGCUGAGAAUGAUGCUUCAUCGUUUUGGCAGAGUCAAGAUACUUCUGUCCUUUCUGCCGUUUCUCUCUGAAGGAUGUAUUUCACACCAAUCUUCAUCAGCUGCAAGGGUUUGUGCUGGCACUGUGUUAUCUCCUCAACCGCGUGUGACCAGCGAGAUGCCAAGACAUGCUGCCAACCUCCUCCUGUGUGCUUUUCCAGUCAUCUGUCCUGCAAACCGGAGGCUGGGAUAACGUGGGGCCCACGGUGUUACCGUGCCAGACAAGACAUUCCACCGGGAAUCCAUCGGGACGAAGACAAUUUGUUUAAUGGGGAAGUGAAGGAGCGCCUCUGCCAGCCCCUCUCCAGCAGCAUGUUUAUUGCGAAAAGCUCGCGUGCGGCGCUCGGAAGCACCAUCUGCUGCCGCAGCUUCCCCGGGACUCAUUGCAGACCCGUGGCCUCCCUCGAUCGGAAGAGGCCGCGCUCCUGUUCCACGCAAGGCCGGUUCCGGGCCUCGGCACGCUGCUCUGCCCGGGCACGGCGGCUCCCCCGGGGCCUCCCCUCGGCCCCGGCUGCAGCGGCGGGGCCCUUCCCCACCAGCCGCCCGGGCCUUAUCGGAGAGGCCUCGGUCCGGGCCUGAGGCCUCGCGUUGGCGCCGCCCGGUCGCCAUGGCGAGGAGGAGGCGGGGCGCGGCGAGUUGGGCCCGCGGGGCCGCCGUAGGAGGGAGACGGUGCGCAGCCCGCAGGGAGCAUGGAGACCCCGGAGGUGCCGGCCGCCACCUACGAGCGGCGGGUGGUGCGGAGCGGCGCGGAGCACCAUUACCUGCGGGUCCGCCUGGAGCUGCCGGACGGCGGGGCCCGGCCGAGCGUCGCGCAGUUCAAGCAGCUGGUGGUGUCGGCGCUGAGGGAGCUGCACGGAGAGGUUGGAGCAGCUUUGCCUGUUGAUGUCUUAACAUAUGAGGAAAAAACUCUGUCUGCCAUAUUAAGAGUUAUUAGCAGUGGCCUUGUCAAGCUGUGGAGUGCUCUAACGUUGCUGGGCUUCUACCAGAACAGAAGGUGUGCCUUUCGAGUGCUGCAGACAUCUCCAUUUCUUCUUGCGUUAUCUGGGAACAGCAGAGAACUAGUCUUGGACUGAAUGCAGUUGUUGGUUUGGUUGUACAAAGCAGAAGUUGCUUGAGAUGUUGCAGCCCUUCAGGUAUGGAAUUUCUGGAGGGG